Vicia faba (fava bean) is the source of this 1188-nucleotide messenger RNA. Lineage: Eukaryota; Viridiplantae; Streptophyta; Magnoliopsida; Fabales; Fabaceae. The record is from the annotation of a GenBank genome assembly.
AUGGAAUUCUCUAACCAAUUCAAAGAUUCAUUUCACCAAGGUCUUAUUGCUGGCUAUUUUUUCACUCUAACUUUUUCCAUUGUUUUUUAUAUGUCCUAUUGUCUACCCAAACAACUUAUGAAGAAGACAAAAAGUAAGAACCUUCAACAUAAGAAAACAAGAGAGAUGCGUAAAUUACCUCAUCAGAACUCAAAACAGAAACUAAAGAAAGUUGGACAAAGAAACAAAAUGUUCCCUUUGGGGUUGCUAGAGAAAAGAAUACAGAUCAAUAAAGUUGGACGAUUGAGUUAUAGAAUAAAUUUCACAAAACUCUCACAUGCAACAAAACACUUUAGCAAGGACAAUGUCAUUGGAGUAGGGGUGAUAGGAAUAAUGUACAAGGCAACAUUUUCCAACGGUUCUUUCUUGGCAGUUAAGAGACUACAUGAUUCACAUAUGCAUAUCAAGAGGUUCGAGUUAGAAAUAAUGCUAUUGGGACAAUACAGUCACAGAAAUUUAGUUCCCUUGAUUGGUUUCUGCAUAGAAGAAGAACAAAAUGAAAGAAUUUUGGUGUAUCCGUACAUGCCAAAUGGAAAACUUUCUGAUUGGUUGAAUGAUGAUACUACAAAACUAGGAUGGUCAAGAGUUAUCAAAAUUGCACUUGGUGUAGCAAGAGGUUUAUGCUGCUUCCAUCAUAGCUUGCAUAUGGUUCAUCUUAGAAUAAGUUCCGAGUGUAUCUUGUUAGGGAACAAUUUUGAGCCUAAAAUAUCCAAUGUUGGAGAGGCUAUUAUGAAUAAUGAUGUGAACAAAAACAUAGGAUUUGAGAAGAAGGAUGUUUAUGACUUUGGUUGUUUGCUUUUUGAGUUGCUUAAGGGGAAGAAAUUUGGCCAAAUUAGUGAUUAUUUAAGUAAUACUAGUGUUCCUUUUCCGACAUACACGUAUCCGAAUCCUAUGAACCUAUUGGAGGACCAUUCUGGGUUCUAUGAUGUAAUGGAUGAAUCUUUAAACAUGAUAGAAUUUGAAGAUGAGGUGUCUGCUCUUCUUAGAAUUGCAUGUGAUUGUGUUCAUCCUCUCCUUGAACAAAGACCUACUAUGCUUGAGGUGUAUGGCAAGAUGGGUAACAUAUGGGAGAGAGAUGAGAUUUGUGAAGAUCUUGACAUUGUUACUUCUACUACAAGUAGAGACACCAAUAGUUUUGGUAGUGAGUGA